CCUCCCCAAGUUUGACGCCCAACAGCGCCGCGAGCACCGAGGGAAUCAUGCCUGUGCCCAAGAAAGCAGGAAGAAAAAACAGUGCAGCUCCCGUGGAAGAAAAGCUGCCGCCAUAUGAGCCAAAUGUCCCUGAACCCACCACCAGGGCUGACUUCAUGAAAUAUUUUUUCCAGCCCUCUCUGGAUGAUAAAACUGCACAGAAACUGUUGUGGAUUUCAGAGGGCAGCUCCAAAGUGGCUCGUACGUCUGAUGCAGUCUGCCCGUAUCCCAACAGGCCUGAGAGAUACGACCACUCACCACAGGUGCUGUGUAAGGAGAAUCUGCUGGGCCAUCGAGGGUACUGGGAGGUGGAAUACGAAGGGUGGGUGGUGAUCGGGGUGGUCUGCGAGAGUGCGCCCCGGAAGGUCCAGGAGGGGGCCUGCGGCCUCGGGGAGAACAGCGGCUCCUGGGGCGUUGGCUGGUCCGGCUCCUGCUAUCAGGUCUGGCACAACGGCGAGAAUGUGGACAUCCAACUCCCCCCGUCCACCACCAUGGGAGUGUAUGUUGACCAGCCUGCCGGCAUCAUCAAGUUCCUGUUGGUGGAGGGGGAGGGCGAGAAGGAGGUGCGGCUGAUUCACAAGUUCAAGGCCAACGUCCAGGAAAAGCUUUUCCCCGGGUUCUGGGUCGGCACCAAUUCCUUCUCCCUCAUCCGGAAAAAGGAUCAGUGACAAAUUAGAACGGGUUUGGGCUGCGGGGUGCGGGGGUGGGGUCACAGGGUGUAAAUUUAAGAAGGUGUCAAGUUGUUUGGGGAACAAGUGUUGGAGUUGUAGAGCAGAACCGAAGCACGUCGAGAAAUUUGUGUAGCUUGUGUUUGCUUUCUCCGGUGCAUGAAGAAUGCUGUUCAAAUCUAAAUAUAACCAAAUAUGCCUUAUUAUUUUUAUUUAUUAUUGCAUUUACAAAUUUAAUUUAAGUUAGAAAAUAGGCAAAGUUGUGUAUGUUUAUGUAUACACAGAGCUUUACAUGUACUUGAGUGCCUGAUUAACUUUAGAGUCUAUGUAUUUUUUAUGUGCUGAA
Molecule: messenger RNA, 1053 nt
Organism: Paralichthys olivaceus (Japanese flounder)
Lineage: Eukaryota; Metazoa; Chordata; Actinopteri; Pleuronectiformes; Paralichthyidae
Product: tripartite motif-containing protein 16
Molecular function (GO): protein binding
Source: RefSeq, a predicted model, not a curated record